Messenger RNA from Erythranthe guttata (spotted monkey flower), 2319 nucleotides. Its product is annotated as pollen receptor-like kinase 1. Gene Ontology annotation, biological process: protein phosphorylation. Lineage: Eukaryota; Viridiplantae; Streptophyta; Magnoliopsida; Lamiales; Phrymaceae. The record is from RefSeq and is a predicted model, not a curated record. Gene Ontology annotation, molecular function: protein kinase activity; protein binding; ATP binding.
AUGCCGACGACGACGACGGCAGCAGCAUGCCGCCGUCGCCUCCUCCUCCUCCUAUCCAGCUACGAUCGCACACCGACGGCGUUGAUUUUCGUCGCGCUGCUGGUGCUGGCGGCGGCGCCGGAGUUCUCUGGCGCGCAGGAAGGCGGCGAAUCAUCGGCGGAGUAUCUGCUGAAAUUCAAAAGCUCCCUAGCGAACGCGGAUCCGUCCCUCAACAAUUGGGACUCGACGGCGUCGACGCCGUGCUCGGGGAACCAGGGCAACUGGAUCGGCGUUCUGUGCUUCAACGGCUACGUUUGGGGGCUGCAGCUGGAGAAUAUGAACCUCAAGGGCCAAAUCGACGUCAAUUCUCUCACGCCGCUCCGUUUUCUGAGGACGCUUAGCUUCAUGAACAACGGUUUCGAAGGCACUAUGCCGGAUUGGAGAAAGCUCGGUGCUCUGAAAACGCUGUAUUUGUCCAACAAUCAAUUCUCCGGCCAGAUCUCGGAGGAUGCGUUCAAAGGCAUGACUUCUCUGAAGAAGGUUCAUCUGGCGAACAACAAAUUCACCGGUCCUAUUCCGUCGUCUCUCGAAUCGCCCAAGCUCAUCGAGUUGCGGCUUGAGAACAACCAAUUCACCGGCGGCAUACCGGCGAUUAGCUCCGACAAUCUCCGACUCCUCAAUGUUUCUAACAAUCAAUUGGUGGGCCCCAUACCUGCAGCUCUCAGCAAAAUGGACCCCACCUCCUUCUCAGGCAACAAAGGGUUGUGUGGGAAGCCGUUGGAAGCAGCAUGCGACCCCCCAAUCCCCCCACCGGACUUGGAGCCAACUCUUCUCUCUCCUCCAACCACAUCUCCGGCAGCCGACGCUACAAACGAGAAAUCUCCCUCGUCUCCAUCGAGAAUCGCGAUAAUCAUAAUCUCCGUAUUAAUUGCAUUGUUUCUGAUCGUGCUGCUAUUUCUCGUGUACCGGAGGAGCCGCGAUGACCAGACACCGCAGCUCGGGAGGGAACUCCCACCUCAAGAGCCGCACGAGGAUAAAAAAACUCUGCCAGCUGCCGCAGCAGCAGCAGCAUCAGUUGUCGCAGCAGCCGGCGAACAACAACAACAGCAACAACAACAAUCGGGUAAACUCUCCUUCGUCAGAGACGACAGGCAGAAGUUCGACCUGCAGGACCUGAUGAGAGCAUCCGCGGAAGUAUUGGGAAGCGGUAACUUCGGCGCCUCCUACAAGGCGGUGCUGGUUGACGGGGAAGCCCUCGUGGUCAAGAGGUUCAAGCUGAUGAACAACGUUGCCAGGGAAGACUUCCACGAGCACAUGAGGAGACUCGGGAGGCUGAGCCACCCGAAUCUGCUCCCGCUCGUCGCGUACUUGUAUCGUAAGGAGGAGAAGCUGCUGGUUUUCGACUAUAUAAAUAACGGAAGUUUGGCCUCUCACCUCCACGGCAAGCAUUCCCCCGACCAACAGGGCCUCAGUUGGGCUAACCGGUUGAAAAUCGUCAGGGGAGUGGCUAAGGGGCUCGCUUACCUCCAGAGCGAACUCCCUACCUUGACCGUCGCGCACGGGCAUUUGAAAUCGUCCAACAUUCUUCUCGACAACGAAUUCAACCCUUUGCUCAUGGACUACUCUCUCGUGCCGGUGGUCAACCCCAGCCAGGUCAACCAGAUCUUGGUGGCGUACAAGUCCCCGGAGUACGCCAGAAACGGCGUCACUUGCAGGAAAACGGACGUCUGGUGCUUGGGGGUGUUGAUACUGGAGACGCUUACGGGGAGGUACGUGGCAAACUACCUCGGACAAGGUUGCGGCAAGUACGGCGCGGAUUUAGCUGGAUGGAUCAAAACCAUCGUUGAGGAAAACGUCGAGAGUUUCGACAAGGAAAUGGAAAUUAGCAGCUGCAGAGUCGAGACGGAGAAGCUUUUGCAGAUCGGGAUAAGUUGCUGCGAAGAGGACCCGGACAAGAGGUGGGAUUUGGAGGAGGCACUUCGCCAGAUUGAACAAGUACAAGAUUCGUCAUCUAAUUAAUACAUGAUCAAUACAUAUAUAGUUUCAAAAAAAAAAAAAAACCAAGAAAAUUUGCGUGUAUCGAAUUAUAUAUACCCUUGAUUAAUUUUUGACAUCAAUUUCCUUUUUUCUUUUUUUCUUCUUUUUCCUUUUUCUUUCAAGAAAUUUGUUUUGGAGUCGUCAGUUGUUAAUUUGUGUACAGAUUGAGUUUCCAUUAAUUUGAUCUACGUGGUGUUAUAUUUAGGAGCAGAUAUAAUUAAUUUUUGACAGCAGUGUGUGGCCUUGUACAAGCUUAAGCUAGAGUGUUGUGCUUGGAUAGGGGAAAUUAACACAUGCUGUUUA